AUGCCUUGUGGCUGGUGGUUGGUGGCUGGUGGCUGGUGGCUUGGAGACGAUGACGUAGGAGGGACCGCAAAGGGCUCGAAGGGUCCAGCCCUUGCUACCGAUCCCCCUACCGACCGCCCCGUCGACGUCAACAGGACCUCUACUUCAGCUUCGUCUUUCGAAUUCAAGAUCUGGUCAGUCAUGGCCCAGACAACUACCGUGAUGCCUACGGGCCCGAUCCAGGAUGCUGCUGCCAGGCCUCUUCCUAAAAACCCGUCCAAGCUCGAGGACCAAGCUGCUAUAGCCGCCCUCUAUGUCACCAAAUACGACAAGCCUAACCAUUCCAACAAAUCAAAAAAUGGCUACGACAUCCUCGACGACGACAACAAACUCUCGUCUGCUGGUGCCGCCGCUUCUCUCAAAUAUGCCAACCCGCAAGAUCUCCCGAGCUACCCCUCUACCGGACUCAAGAAGAACGACACUUCUGCUGCCAGCGCGGCUGCCAGCCGGGGCUGGUCUAACCAGAAGACCUUCCAACACUGGAAGCCAGACCCAUCGGCGCCAGCAGCAGCGGCAGCCUUGCAAGCUCACGACUACAAAAUGCCCCCCCCGUGGCGACCCGAAGCCAGCGCGAACGGCGCAAAGGCAGCACUUUUGGCACACAUAGAUGGAGGCAAGGUCGAGAUCUGGAAGCCAGAGGCGAAGUCUGCGUGGGGACAUUCUGCGGCGACACAAGCUAUGGCGAGCCAUCUUCAGGGCGGCCUAUCCCCCCAAAUCGACUAUGGUCAUACAGAACUUGGCCGCAAAGGAUCACUUCUAGCUGCGACGGGUGCAAUGUCUUCUGACCGAAAGAGGUCAAAAUCGACUCCGAGGGCGGUCCAGAAACCUGAUACGUACCCGGACGAGUCAAAUGCUGCGUCCAAUGCUUUACGCGCGGCCACAUCUGCCUCCAGGGCCAGCAAGAGAAGCGAGCAUUCCGGGGCUGGUUCGGUCCCCUACACUACCAUGGCACGAGAUAUGUUCACUGCUGCGCCUCCAGUCCAGCCAGAGGUAGACGAAAAGAACAGAGCAGAUACCCUGCGUGCGUCUGCCAUCGCUAUGGCUCAGGGUAUGUACACCUACCAACAGAAGCAAAUCGAGCAAACAAAAAGCCAUGCCCAGAGCGGAGCAGCUGCGGCUCAUGGUCAUCGCCGAACUUCUUCAUUGAACUCAAGAGACGAGGCUGCACCAAUGCGCUUCAACAAUUUGCAAGAGGCUGCACAAAGAUUAGCUCAGGAGAAACUGGCCAAGUUUCAUGAUGAGCAUGCUCAAAAUCGUGAGUAUCGUGACUACUACGGCAGCACUCCCCCGAACCCAUCUAGGCUUUCGAUCAGAGGAAGGAAUCGAAACCGUGCCUCUAGCGUGGGUACUUUCGAAAGCGACCAGGAACAGUCCAACAAAAUCCGGGCUCAGAUGUCGCAGUUCUCGUCUAAUCUCACUCAAGUUGAUGCAAAGAAGCGUCAACAAGACCGAGAUAAUCUAAUCAGUGCUGCUCAGCGCAAUGUCACCAAGAGUAUGCACGGCAUGGAUGAGAGGGUGUUUGCCGAUACUGGCAAGAUUGCUCCAUCUCUCCUCAAUGAGUGGGAGGUCAAGGCUCAUGCUGCUGCUCAGGCGAACAGCGCAAGCCGAAUGGAAAAUCACGGUAAGGUUCACAUUGGUGGCGGAAAGUUCGUUGACCAGAGUGAGAUUGACGCUGUGGCCUCCCGAAAUAUUCAACCCGUUCUUGACGAGAUCAACCAGAAGGCUGAGGCAGAGCGCGAGAGACAGGCAGCUCUCAAAUUAGAGCAUGAGACUCAACAGCGCAAGGCCGACGAGAAGAAAGCUCGUGAGAAGGAGCAGAAGGAGACUGAGAAGAAGCUCAGACAAAAAGAUAAGGAGGAGAAGAAGACGGAUGCCGCAGAUGAGAAGCGUGCCACGAAAGAGAGGCGCAAGUCAGUCAAGUCUGGAAUAGGUAUAAUCUCCAGCUUCAGAAAGAAGCCUGAGACCGAAACUAUUGCUGGCUCAGUGGCAGCUGGCGAGACGGAAACUGCCGUCAACCUACCACACAUAGAGGAGUCCACCAUUGCCGAGCGUCGCGAGUCUGCUGCUCCAGCCCCAAUCCGCACUUCGAUGGAAGACCAAGCCAGCAUCCGCAUGCGCGAAGCUGCUGCUGCGAAUGGAGACGUGAUCAUGCCCAAGUCUCCUUCAUCUGCAGGAUCCCCCAAAGAAAAAAACGUCAAGAAUUGGCUGAAGAGAUUCUCCCGUCGCAUGAGCAAGGGUCCGAAAUCCCCUGGCAUGGAGAAAGAGAAAGAGCCUGCUGGAGGUGAUCGUAAGAGCUUCAUCGGAGGCGUGGCUCUGACUGGUGCGAGUGCGAGCAACAGCACUGCCUCCAUUGGUGCAAAUAGCGCCUCUGUUCGCGAUGUCGCUACUGCGACGCCAGCGUCGGUUUCUGCUGCGGCAGCUCCUGCUUCAAAGAAGACUAUUACCGUCGACUCGGACGUUGAUUUUGAAUCAGACGCCAGAACCAGCGCCACGGUCGCGCCAGCAGCCACUGGCCUCCCAACUUCUCCUUCUUCCUCUGCUCCUGCAAACACAGAGACAGCGGGCUAUGAAAAGCGGGGAAGGCGGAUCAGUAAGAAUAGCGUUGUUAGCAGUAUGAGUUGCGAAGACGACGAUGAGUUUCAGGAGGCGAGGGAUAACUUUGAUGAAGACCUCGCACCGCCGCCGACCUUCUCCGCUAAGAGCGCUAGUCCUGCUAGGAUGGCGAAGUUCCACGAGGAAAUCUAA
Drepanopeziza brunnea f. sp. 'multigermtubi' MB_m1 is the source of this 2784-nucleotide messenger RNA. The record is from RefSeq and is a predicted model, not a curated record. Lineage: Eukaryota; Fungi; Ascomycota; Leotiomycetes; Helotiales; Drepanopezizaceae.